Molecule: messenger RNA, 1563 nt
Organism: Penicillium odoratum
Lineage: Eukaryota; Fungi; Ascomycota; Eurotiomycetes; Eurotiales; Aspergillaceae
Product: amino acid permease
Exons: 8
Coding region: 1-1563 (520 amino acids)
Biological process (GO): transmembrane transport
Cellular component (GO): membrane
Molecular function (GO): transmembrane transporter activity
Source: RefSeq, a predicted model, not a curated record
AUGGCCAUAUAUGAACUGAAGAGCGACGCGCUCGUUACCGGAAGGGGACGAAUGUACACCCCAGAAGGAGUAUCUACUUGGGAGCACGACAAUGCGCAUCUUCGACAAAUUGGAAAGAAGCCGGUUCUCAAACGGAGUUUUGGCAUUCUCUCAAUUUUUGGCUUCAGUUGCACCCUUCUGGGUACCUGGGAAGGAUUGCUAGGCACUUUCGUUGGGCCUCUAAAGAAUGGUGGCUCCGGUGGCACCGUCUAUGCAUUCAUAUUUGGGUGGGCGCCUACCGCCGGAGGCCAGUAUCACUGGGCUGCUAUGCUUGCCCCGAUUAAAUACCAGAAAUUUCUAAGCUUCAUGACAGGCUGGUGGGCCGUUCUUGGUUGGCAAACCGCCCUUGCAUCAUCCGCCUUUUUGACCGGGACGAUGAUCCAGGGUGCUGCGAUCUUGGGAAACAGUCUUUAUGAUUCCUUACCAUGGCAGGGAACAUUGAUCAUUUGGGCUACACUGCUUUGCGCAUUGCUCGUUAACUUGGCCGGCGGAAGACUUCUUCCCCGGAUUGAGACUGUCCUUCUGGUCGUACAUGUGCUUGGAUUUUUCGGUAUCAUGAUCACUCUGACGUACAUGUCCGAUCAUAAGUCCAAGGAAGAAGUCUUUUUGCAAUUUGAGAACAAUGGGGGGUUCGACUCGCAGGGACUAUCUUGGUUUGUCGGAAUGACGAGUUGUGCUUUUGGCUUCGCCGGAGGAGAUGCUGCCGUGCAUAUGUCUGAAGAGGUUGCAAAUGCGCCACGUGUCAUUCCUCGCGCCCUAAUGCUAAGCGUUUUAGUGAAUGGCUGUCUUGGUUUCGGCAUGCUUCUUGCGUUGCUCUUUUGCGCUGGAAAUCUUGAAGCCGCGUUAAACUCCCGUACUGGGUACCCGUUCAUGGAGAUAUUCUAUGAAGCAACUAACUCGCUGGCUGUUUCGCUUUUGAUGUGUUCUAUCGUCUUGGUUUUUUACUGCUGCUCGCUUAUGGGUCUACUGGCUGCAGCGUCUCGCCAAAUAUGGUCUUUUUCCCGCGAUAAAGGGGUUCCAGGAUGGCAUUUUUGGAAUCAGGUUUCUUCAUCUCGAGGGUUGCCAAUCAACUCUAUCAUACUCACAGUGAUUAUCAGUGGGGCUCUGGCCCUUAUCAAUAUUGGCUCAUCUGUUGCUCUAGACGACGUCGUUUCCAUGGCAGUGUCUGGGUUAUAUCUAUCUUACCUCAUGGUAUGUAUCUUGCUACUCUACCGCCGCACUCAGGGUAACAUUUCUCGACACAAUGAGAGUGAGGACGAUCUUGUGAAUGUGCCCGGUGCGAGGCUUGCCUGGGGAACUUUCCAUUGCCCCGGCAUAUGGGGCACCUUUAUCAAUGUUUUUGCAAUUCUUUAUAUUUUUAUUGUGGUCUUUUUCAGCUUUUGGCCUUCCGAAGUGCAUCCAAGCGUGGAAAGUAUGAACUGGAGCGUCGUUGGCAUCGGGGGUAGCAGUAUUCUUGCUGUUGUGUACUACUUCGCUUAUGCCAGGCAUAUUUACGUCGGGCCCGUUAUGGAAACCUCAAAAUAG